Chroicocephalus ridibundus (black-headed gull) is the source of this 1896-nucleotide messenger RNA. It is a transcript of the gene SMPD1, whose product is annotated as sphingomyelin phosphodiesterase 1. The transcript is spliced from 6 exons. Gene Ontology annotation, cellular component: lysosome. The record is from RefSeq and is a predicted model, not a curated record. Gene Ontology annotation, molecular function: acid sphingomyelin phosphodiesterase activity. Bases 29 to 1813 code for a protein of 594 amino acids. Lineage: Eukaryota; Metazoa; Chordata; Aves; Charadriiformes; Laridae. Gene Ontology annotation, biological process: ceramide biosynthetic process; sphingomyelin catabolic process.
GGCCCCGCCCCCGGCGCGUCCUUCGGCCAUGGCGGCGCAGGGCCCCGGCCCGGCCCCGCCGCUGGCGCUGGCCCUGGCGCUGGCGCUCUCGGUGUCGCUGUCGCUGUCGGUGUCGUCGUCGGGGCCGCCGCCUGCCGAGGUCGGGGCCGAGGCGCUGCUGGCGGCGGCCCCGCGCUGGGGGUGGCGGAACGUGUCGUGCCCGGCGUGUCGGCUGCUCUUCGGGGCGCUGGACCUGGCGCUGCAGCUGGAGCCCAACGUGGCGCGCGUGGGGCGCCUGGCGUCGCGGCUGUGCCAGGAGCUGCGCCUGGCGCGGCCGCCCGUGUGCCGGCAGGCCGUGCAGCUCUUCCAGCGCGACGUGGUGUCGGCCUGGGCGCGUUCGGUGCUGCGGCCCGGCGAGGCCUGCGGGCUGCUGCUGGGCCGGGGCUGCGGCCGCUGGGACAUCUUCGGCGCCUGGAACGUUUCCCUGCCCGCCGCCCCCAAGCCGCCGGUACGGCCCCCGCAACCCCCCGCGCCCGGCGCCCCCACCGCCCGCAUCCUCUUCCUCACCGACCUGCACUGGGACCGCCGCUACGUGCCGGGCAGUCCGGCCGCCUGCCCCGACCCGCUCUGCUGCCGCGGCGAUGCCGGACACGGCCCCGGCGGUGCCGGCUUCUGGGGGGAGUACGGCAAAUGCGACCUGCCGCUGCACACCAUCGAGGAUCUGCUGGCCCAGUUGCCAGACCCGGCCACCUUUGCCGCCGUGUACUGGACCGGCGACAUCCCGGCGCACGACGUCUGGCAGCAGAGCCGGCAGGACCAGCUGCUGGCCCUGCGCACCGUCACCGGGCUGCUGCGCCGACACCUGGGCCACCUGCCCGUCUACCCGGCUGUGGGCAACCACGAGGCCACCCCGGUCAACGCCUUCCCCCCGCCAUACGUGCGGGGCAACCAGUCCUCCGCGUGGCUCUACGAUGCCAUGGCUCAGGCCUGGCAGGGCUGGCUGCCCCCCCCGGCGCUGCAGACCCUCCGGGCCGGCGGGUUCUACACGGUGGGGGUCUGGCCGGGGCUGCGCCUCGUCUCCCUCAACAUGAACUUCUGCUCCCAGGCCAACUUCUGGCUGCUCAUCAACGCCACCGACCCCGCGGGGCAGCUCCAGUGGCUCGUGGGGGUCCUGGCCGACGCCGAGAGGGCGGGGGACAAGGUGCACAUCAUCGGGCACAUCCCCCCCGCGCACUGUCUGCGCAGCUGGAGCUGGAACUACUACCGCAUCGUCAGCAGGUUUGAGGGCACCAUCGCGGGGCAGUUCUUCGGCCACACGCACGUGGACGAGUUCGAGAUGUUCUACGACGAGGAGACGCUGUCGCGCCCCGUCUCCGUCGCCUUCGUGGCCCCCAGCGUCACCACCUACAUCAACCUCAACCCCGGGUACCGCGUCUACGAGGUGGACGGCGCCUACCCCGGCAGCUCCCACGCCGUGCUGGACCACGAGACCUUCAUCCUCAACCUGACGGAGGCCAACGCGCCGGGGGCCGCGCCGCGCUGGCGGAGCCUCUACCGGGCGCGGGAGGCUUACGGGUUACCCACCGCCUUCCCCGCCGACUGGGACCGGCUCAUCCGCCGCUUCCAGGACGACGAGCCCCUCUUCCAGCGGUUCUGGUUCCACCUGCACAAGGGUCACCCCCCGCGGCAGCCCUGCCUGGCGCCCUGCAAGGCCGCCCUGCUCUGCGCCCUGCGCACCGGCCGCUCCGCCGACCCCCAGCUCUGCCGGCCCCUGCGGCCCGCGCUGCCCUUCCCGCAGAUCCAGGAGCUCUGGCGGCAGCGACGGCUCUGCUGAAGCCGGCGGCAGCGGGAAUGACACCGGGACCCGCACCCCACACACAAUAAAGGCGCGAUGGACCCCCACGGCUCCCGCCGAGA